AUGGCGGGCGAUGGAGACGGAAUGACAGAAUCACGUUCCGCCGUGCUGAAAGGCGCCAAGCGAGCGAGACGGCGACAAAUUGCGCAGAGAAGCACCAACUGCUCCGAGAGCUCGCUGGGGAAGGGGGAUCAGAUGGUCUGGGGGAGGCGAGGAGAGGAAGGAGGGGUGAUGAGUGUGAGGAAGACAGAAAGCAGGAUCAGGAGGGCAGGAGAUGACAAGAAUGAGCUCGGUAUGGAUGAGGCCAAGGCGCGUUUUGGAAGUGGAGAGUGGAUUGGGGGGGUCAGUCGGAGGACGGCGGGAGAUCACCGUGCCGAGUGUCAGUCACGUCGACGAGGGGAGAAAAGGCAGCUGCAGGCUCGCCUUAUUGCUGCCAGCCGCCGACGCAGGGCUGCAUUGCAUUUAAAAAAGAAAGACCAAUUCCUUGUUCUUGGUCAGCUCACCCACGAGGUCCAGGUAGAGCGCUAUACUCGGCUUAUCCUCGUACAGCCCCCGCUCUCGUCUGCGGUUCUCCAUAUCGUCCAGACCCUCUUCGUGUGCCCAGCAAUAGACCACUACAACACUACAACAAAGUUGGACCUCACAACAGACAAAGAACAACCGAGGGAUGCAUUCAAGGGUGUCGGCGCUCAGAAGGUGCGCGUGGAGGUGGAGUUGGAAGCGUACCCCAAUGAGUCGGUGGACCUGCGCUGUCAGUUCAUUGAUGGAGGAGGCAAAACCAAACUCACCCAGGUGUCAUGGAUCUGGGAGCCUACUGAGGGCCAGAGAGACAACAUCGCUGUGUACCAUCCCUUCUACGGCCAAAGUUUCCCCAACUUAUCCUUCAAGGACCGCGUGAUCUUCCUGCAUAACAAUUUGGAGAACCCAUCCAUCCGGAUCUCAAACCUUCGCAUGUCUGACGCCGGCCGCUUCACCUGCGAGUACGCCACGUACCCUUCUGGCAACGAACAAGGCACUACCACGCUCAUCAUGCUGGCCAAACCCAAAAACUCUGCCAACGUCGUGACAGUGCAGGCGGGCACCAAGGCGGCAGUGGUUGCGCAGUGCCAGGCGGCCGACGCCAAGCCGGCGGCAACCAUCAAGUGGCUAUCGUCAGUGGGCGGCAACCACACCACCAGCAGCACCAACGGGCCCGACGGGACGGUCACGGUGCGCAGCGAGUACCGGCUAGUGCCCACGCCUGCAGACGAUGGCCGGGAGGUCACGUGUAUGGUGGACCAACGCACGCAGGACAAAACCUGGACGCACCAUUUAAGGCUGUCUGUAGAGUACCCUCCCUCCGUCUCCAUCGAGGGCUACGACCACAACUGGUACAUGGGCCGUUCGGAUGCCACGCUGGUCUGCACGGCCGAGGGCAACCCGCAGCCCACUACUGUCACCUGGACCGCGGCCUCGGGCCCGCUGCCAGACUCGGUGCUGGUGGACGGCAACAAGCUGACGGUGAGCAAGGUGGACGACGCCGUCAACACCACCUUCAUCUGCGAGGUCAAGAACAAGCACGGCGCCGCCAAGGAUCAGAUCACCACCCUCGUCAUCGAAAAGGAGCGUCAGACAGCGCCUGGCCCAUCCGCAGGAGCAGUGAUCGGCGGUUUACUUGGGGCCCUCGUCGUCAUCGGCAUCGUCGUGGGUCUCGUCUUUUUCAUCCGUCGACGCCAGCGGGACGCCGAUGGCCCCCCGAAGCACAAGCCCCCUCCUCCUGUGAAGAGUAGCGGAUCCACAGAACUGCUCAACAAACCAUCUGGAAUGCCCACCAGCACAGAGAUGGCGCCACUCAGCCCAGCAGGGGAUGUCUACUAUGAGCCCACGGGAAGCGAGCCUGUCAGGAACUCGGGAGGUGAGUCACGCGGCGCCCCAAACGGUGGUGGGCCUCCGCCGCCGGAUGACCUGGACCUGGUCUCGACCAAUCACGAGACUCCGCCGACCGCCAACAUCGCUCGUGGCGAGAGCUUUGUGUCACCAGCCAUGUACGUGUAA
Messenger RNA from Nerophis lumbriciformis (worm pipefish), 1971 nucleotides. The record is from RefSeq and is a predicted model, not a curated record. NCBI's taxonomy places the organism in Eukaryota, Metazoa, Chordata, Actinopteri, Syngnathiformes, Syngnathidae.